AUGAUGAUGGCCGAUUCGCAGCCGGCUCGCUUCUCGAUCGAGGAUCUGCUACGAUCUCGUCACGACAUUCUCGCUACCGUACUGCCGCCACCAUCUACUGCACAGCGAGCAGACGAUGUGAAGAAGUCCGUCGAACAGCAUGUGAACAUGCCCAGUGCAGCGUUGAACGCUGUGGCCGGCGCGGAUCAGCUGCCGUUUUGGUUGAGUUGUGCUGCUGCAUCGUUUCCGCUAGAACAGAGUUUGCUGAUGGCACAGAGAUCAGUUCUCCCACAACUUUGGGCAGCAGCCGCUUCCUCGGAUGCUUUGCGGAUCGCUGCGAACACCAAGUCAUAUAGGAGAAGAAAAGCACGAACAGUGUUCUCGGACCAGCAACUGCAAGGCCUUGAGAAGAGGUUCGAGACCCAGCGAUACCUGAGCACCCCGGAGCGGAUAGAGCUCGCCAACGCGCUCAAUCUGAGCGAAACACAGGUCAAGACUUGGUUCCAAAACCGUCGUAUGAAGCACAAGAAAGUGGUGAGAAAAGACCACAAUGGAGCUGAUAUACCUGACGAAGAAGAAGCCGAUUGGGCUGACAUGACUGCUUGA
Molecule: messenger RNA, 585 nt
Organism: Cylicocyclus nassatus
Lineage: Eukaryota; Metazoa; Nematoda; Chromadorea; Rhabditida; Strongylidae
Source: the annotation of a GenBank genome assembly